CGUGACGUCAGAGAAGACGGAAACAAUAGCAGGCUGUGUCCGCGCGAGCAUCAAUCAGCUGAUCACAGAUCGGUCAGGAUGUUCCAGAACAAGAAGAGCAGCGCGAGGGCCGCGGUCGACCGUCUGAUCAUCAAAGGAGGAAAGGUUGUCAAUGACGACCAGUCCUUCUACGCGGACGUCUACGUGGAGGAGGGAACCAUCAAACAGAUCGGGGAGAACCUGAUUGUCCCGUCUGACGUGAGGACGGUGGACGCUUACGGUCAGCUGGUGAUCCCCGGGGGCGUCGACGCCAACACCAGUCUCCUCGCUCCGCAGAAGGGCCUGAGCCCGACGGGGGAUUUCUACCAGGGAACUAAAGCCGCAGUGUCCGGGGGAACCACCACCAUCAUCGACCAUGUGCUGGUGGAGCCGGGAACUAGUUUACUGUCAGCGUUUGAUCAGUGGAAGGAGACGGCAGAGCAGAGGGCGUGUUGUGACUUCUCUCUUCACCUGGACAUCACCCGCUGGCACGACGGACUUUAUGAGGAGCUGGAGACGCUCGUCAAAGAUAAAGGUGUGAACUCCUUCCUCUUCUUCAUGACGUACAAAGAUAAAUAUCAAAGCUCCGACUCUCAGCUCUACGAGGCGUUCGGGGUCCUCAGAACUCUUGGAGCCAUCGCCCAGGUCCACGCAGAAAAUGGUGACAUCAUCGAUGAGGAACAGAAGAAACUUCUCACUUUCGGCAUCACUGGUCCAGAAGGACACGUUUUAUCUCAACCUGAGGAGGUGGAGACGGAGGCGGUCUAUCGAGCCAUCACCAUCGCCAAACAAGCCAACUGUCCACUAUACGUUACCAAGGUGAUGAGCAAAUCAGCAGCAGAUGUCAUCGCAAAAUCCAGAAAGAAAGGUAUCGUGGUUUAUGGGGAACCAAUUACAGCCAGCUUGGCCACUGAUGGCUCUCACUAUUGGUCCAAAGACUGGGCCACAGCUGCUGCCUUUGUCAUGAGCCCGCCCAUCAACCCUGACCCCACAACUCCACAGUACUUGACCUCUCUGCUGGCCUGCGGUGACCUCCAGGUGACCUCCAGUGCUCAUGCCAGUUUCUCUACGGCUCAGAAAGCCAUCGGAAAAGACAACUUCACUUUGAUUCCAGAGGGAACCAAUGGGAUUGAGGAGAGGAUGUCAGUGGUCUGGGACAGAGCUGUGUCGACAGGGAAGAUGGAUGAAAAUGAGUUUGUUGCAGUUACCAGCACCAACGCAGCUAAACUCUUCAACAUGUACCCAAAAAAAGGACGCAUCGCUGUAGGUUCUGAUGCUGACAUUGUCGUCUGGAACCCGAAGGAGACACAAACUGUUUCUGCAAAGACUCACAACCUGACAGUGGAGGUGAACAUCCUGGAAGGUUUGGAGUUUCGCGGCGUGGCGUCUGUGGUGAUCAGUGGAGGUCGAGUUGUUCUUGAGGAUGGAAAACUUAACGUGACCGAAGGUUCUGGACGCUUCGUCCCCAGGAAGGCUUUCCCUGACUUUGUUUACAAGAGGAUCAGAGCCCGCAGCAAGAUGGCAGAGGCUCGCGGUGUUCCCCGUGGAAGCUAUGAUGGUCCAGUCCAUGAUGUCAUCAGCAUGACUAAAUCUGUCCCGCACACUCCGUCCAGCAGAGGGCCCAUCGGUCCAAAACCCCAGGCUGGCCCCCGAAAACUCCACCAGUCAGGAUUCACGUUAUCUGGUGCUCAGAUUGACGACCACAUACCUCGUCGCUCUGCUCAGAGGAUUGUGGCGCCUCCUGGUGGACGAUCCAACAUCACAUCUUUAUCUUGAAACAACAACAACACUUACUGCAAGAUAAAACUAGACCUACUGCAACCUUACAAAUCUUACAACUGGGCCUCAGUGACAUUGGUUCUCUGAAGUGCGUGGAUAUUUCUUUAAGACACACCUGCUUGCCCGGCCACGCACUUCAGUUUACCUAUAAAAUACCUAUGUUGAUGUGGAACCAGUUGAUAGUACAAUUACUACAAGACCCUAUGAUUAGUGCUUCACCCUACUAAUAGACCCUGCAACUAGUACUACACCAUAACAAAAAAUACUACAAUCUUCAACCAGUACUACACCCUACAACUAAUACCAUACAUUACAGCUAGUACUAAAUCUGACAAUGAUCUAUACAACCUACAACUAGUACUACACCUUGCAAGUAGUACAACACCCUACAACAAAUACUACAAUUGACUGUUUGAACUACAGUCUACAGCUAGUACUAUAUCAUACAACUAGUACUACACCCUACAACGAGUAAAACAACCUAGAACUAGUACUUCACAUUACAUCUGUACGAUAUCAUACAUUUAGUUCUACAUCCUACAGCUAGUAUUAUAUCAUACAACUAGAACUACGCCCUAAUCCUUCAGACAUGUACUUUUUUGAUACAUGUCUUUAAAUGAGAACUCUAACAAGCUUCCUCUCAUCUUGGGUUAGAGUUAGACAGUAACUGUUAUAUUAGUAUUAAUAUUAGUAUAAGUAAUGUUAUUAUUAGAAGUCAAAACCAUGAAUAUUCCUGAACAUUCUUUUUUAGUUUAUUUAACUUCAUCUUCAGAAAAAUCAUCAGAACAGUUUGACAUUGUGGAUUUAUAAUUUCAUUUUUGUUUAUUAUUAUUAAAGUGUGAUACUCUGUAGCCUGCAGUGGCUGUUUCAGAAUGUUUCAGUCUCAUUUCUGUUGUUUUAGUUUAAUUAUUUCACUGUGAGACUUUUAGAAUCCUUUGUGGUGGCCUCCUCAGUCCUGUCACUGUCUCUACUGGGUGGACUGACUCCAGGUUCUUUGUCCCAACAGGGUGAACCCAGUACAUAUUUAUUUUUAUUGAACUGAUUAGUUUUAAUUACGUUAGACAUCAUGUGACUGUAAAUGGUGCUAAUUAAUCCAUUGAUACUUGCUACUGUCAAUAGAAAUCCCUUCUAGGCCACACCCCUUUAUUAUUAAAACGUGACAUCAUAUAAUGACUCCACCCCCAGAAGAAUCCAAAACAAACUAAUAUCCUCACCCCCCCACAAUCCACACAGUUUAACUGUGGUUGAAGUUACUAAAGUAACUAUUGACUGCAGACCAUUGCUAUUGUUCGAUGUUGACCUCUUAACCCUGACCUACUUCUUUGACCUCUGAAGGGAUUUUUUUUUACAGUGUGUUUGAUUAGUUGAAUACUUCAUUUUAUAACAUGAUCAUUUUGUAAUUUUCUACAGUGUUUAUAUCCUGCAGCUUUAGCAUCAGUGAUCAACCUUUCUGUAAAUCCUGUUCUUCUUUCCAGGAGAUGUUCAGAAGAUGUUUGAACACGAGAACAGCUGGAUUAGAGGAAACAGGAACAUCUGGAUUAGAGAUGAAAUGGGAACAGCUGGAUUAGAAUUGAAACAUGGGAACAGCUGGAUUACAGAUGUGGCUCCAACACGGCGGAUGACUUCCUGCAGGCUGAUGUUUUUCUGUCCUCGAAGAUACACUGAAGCCAACAUGGAGAACACACACACUCUUUAAACUGAUCAUGUGCAUAUGUGUUGUUGUGUAUGUAAAGAGGGGUUACUAUGGUGACUGCUCUGUAUCUAUUGUGUAGUGAUUGUGAAACGACUUCCAUUUGUGAUGAGAGUUGCAUGAAUAAAGGAGAGAAAAAC
Molecule: messenger RNA, 3627 nt
Organism: Pleuronectes platessa (European plaice)
Lineage: Eukaryota; Metazoa; Chordata; Actinopteri; Pleuronectiformes; Pleuronectidae
Gene: dpysl4
Product: dihydropyrimidinase like 4
Exons: 15
Coding region: 79-1794 (571 amino acids)
Cellular component (GO): cytosol; cytoplasm
Molecular function (GO): hydrolase activity, acting on carbon-nitrogen (but not peptide) bonds, in cyclic amides
Source: RefSeq, a predicted model, not a curated record